AUGUCUCUUUUUCUUUCCCAAGCCAAAUCUGUGCAGGAGAAGCUGGCAGAAGCCAUGUUUAAGGAGUCUCAGUACAGCUCUGAGCCAGAACUCAGCGAUACCAGUACUGAGGAGGAGGAGGAGUCCACAGAUAAAGGUCAUGAACAGAACAAUAAUGAUAUAGUUGCAAAGAGACCAGGAACAUCUACAGAGCAGCAACAAACUUUUAUAAAAGAGACAAAACCUGAGGAAAGUGUUGGUGAAUGUGAAGUGGUUUGGGAUCAGGAAGAGGUGUCUGAGCUAAAAGAAAAGGAGGAUGGAAGUGAAAAUGGGCCUAAUGAGAAGAGUGAUAGUACUGAACAUGAGACAAUCGUAGAUGAACACAGUGGAAAGGCUGCAUCAGAAGAAGCAGCAGCAGAAAAUGAUAAAGCAGAGGACACAAGUAGAGCUCUGCAUCCUGUGUGUGAAGACAACAUGACAAAAGAAAACAUAACUUCAGAACCUGAAGAACAUGUAGCAGCUAAAUCCACUGAUGCCAGUACUACAGCAGAAGCUGAAGAAAAUAAUAAAACUGCAGAGGAGGCUGACACAGAGAUGGAGCAAGGGGCAAAAAGCAGCACGAAGGAUGAAUCAUCAGUAUCAGAGCCAAAUAAAAACACUGAUGAGACAGCAGUGGCAGAUAAUGCAGAUGUGGAGGCGGCAAUGACAGAGAGUGAGACAGUGAAGAUGAAAGCAGAGCCCUCAGAGGAGCAAGAGGCCCUCGGCUGUGAAGAGGCACCUGUAAGUGACACAGAGGAGAAGCAGCAGGGAGACAGUGACGACAGUGCUGCAGCAUCAGAGACAGAGGUCACAGCAGAGAAAUCCAGCAGCUCACUGGAUGGAACUGGAGAUACUGUGGUGGAAAAAACAGACACAAGUGUGGAUAAUGCAAGGGAUGAGAGCAGUACAGAUGAUACUAAAGAGGAGGAAGCAGAAGAAGUGUCAGUAGUAGAGGAGAGUAAGAAUAAUGGUGAAAAGGAGAUGCAUUAUGUGGGAGAAGAGCAGACAGAGAAAUGUGUGGAAAUAGAUGAUGAUGCAGAGAAGGAGAAGAUAAUGAAGGAAAGUAAUGAUGAGGGAAAGCAAACCAAUCCAGAUGAAAUACCAGAAGCUGAAAAUAGUGAGGAAAGAGAAAAGGAUGGAACAGCUACAAAAGAAGAACAGGCAGGAGAAAAGGUAGAAAAUGAGGAAAUUAGGGAGGGUACAAAAAAUUAUUCAGACACAGAAGAAGGAAAUGCAAACGGAGAGCCAACUGGGAAAACCCUCGACAAGAAAGAUGAAGAUGCAAAUGAAGAGAGAGUUGAUCAAUUAGAAAAGCCAGAAAAAGACGAGGAUAUUAAUGAAGGACAAUCUGGAGCAGAAGGAACUAAAACUGAUCAAAUGAAUGAGGGUGAAGAAACUGAUGAAACAAAGACUGCUGCUGCUGCUGAAGAGCAGAGUGAUGAGGCAGCAAUGGCAGAGAAUGAUGAGAAUGGGGACCAAGCUGAGCAAAAUGAAUCUGUGGAAAAUAAAUAUGAUGUAGAGGAAAAAGUCCUAACAGAUAAGACUGGAGAAGAAGAAGAGAUAUCUGAGAUUCCUGAAGAGCAUGAGAAAACUGCGAAUGAUGGGAAAAUAUCUUGUGAGAAUACAGUUGAGUCAGGAUUCCUGAAGAUUGAGCCAAAAGACGCUGGUGACAGUGAGGAAGCAGAUGGGACUAAAAUAACUGAAAACACACUGAACAACACACCUGAGUCUGAAGAUGUUGAGAAAGAAACGGAAGGAGCAAAAAAGAGUGAAAACGGAGAUGUAGAUGUUGAAAAUGGGGAGAUUUCUAGCAGAGCAGGCAACAACACUCAUGAGAAUGAGGCAGAGGCUGCAGAUGAAAGUGACUUAAAAACAAAAUCACAUAUUGAAGAUGAACAAAAAACUGAGGAGCCUACUAAAGAUGAGGGCCCAGCAGGUGUGGAGUCUGUAGACAAUGCUGAAAAACAGGAAGAUGACAAGGUGGACCAGGCUCUUGACACAGAUAUGGUGGAAAGUGAGGCAAAGGAAGAAGGAAAGCAAGACAAAUCUGCUCAAAUACAGCAGGAGGCAGCUGGUACAGAGCUAAAAGAGGAAUCUAAAUCAGAGGGAGAGGACAAUGAGGAAACUAAACAAGAUGGAAAAUCUGAGCUUGAUGAUGAAAACAGAGAUUCAGAUUCAACUAAAAAUAAUGAGAACAUCCAGAAUAAUGAAGACACUGUUGUUGGUGACCUCUCUGCUGCCAGCAGAGAAAAUGGGGCAGACACAGAGGAGGUGACCAAAACCUUGAAGGAAGAAACAAGUGUGCAGCACAAACCUCAAGCACAAAACCAUGAAGCUGAUGAGACAGAAGACGGUGUUGCAGCAGCUGAAGCAUCUCCAGAGGCCUUAGCAAGAGAGGACAGCACAGAUCUGGUCACAAACUGGGUAACCAUGCAUCAAGCAUCAAAGUUAUUUGAGAAGUUUGUUGAACCUCCAGAAGACUUGAGGGAAGAGAACUUGGAUGCCCAGGUGUCCAGCUCUACUGAAGAAGUGAUGCUGAGCUCAGAGAGCCCACAGAUUAUAUCUAAUGAAGAAAAGGAACAAAUGCUAAAAGAUGAAAAUGCUUCUGGGGAAGAAACCAAAGUGGAAACUUUAGAGUCAGAUGAAGGAACAUCCCAAGAGAAGGAGGUGAAAGACUUAACAACAGAGGCUGAAGAAAAUGAUAAAGAGUCUACAAAUGGACAUGAAACAACAUCAGAAGAGCACAAAGGCAGCAGGGGACCUCUUGAGGAAGACAGUGCUCCAGAUGGACCAGCAGAGACACAGAAUGAUAUUUCCAAAACUGAAGUGGAAAGCAUUGCAGGCACUCACCAUUCAGCAGCCAGUGGCAAGCCGGAGAGUGUCACUGAGAACCUGCCAGAAGAGGAAACUCAUGACAGUGGUCCAGACAUGGAUGAAGAACAAACAGAAGAGCACCCCGAGCAUUUAGUGAGUCCAGACGAACUGAAAGAAACUGAGGAAAUGCAGGCGAAAACAGAUCAACAAAGUCGAGAAGCUACUGAAAUAACUGACUUUACAAUGUCCAAGUCUGAAGAUGGAAGCCAGGAGGGGUCCCACACUGGAGGGAUCCAAUCCAAACCGCCUGAGGGAGACGGAUCAAUAGACCUGCAGCUGAUCAAACACACUCUCACUGAAACGUUGUUUGGUCACACUAAAGUACAGUGAUGCUUUAUUUUUGUGUGUUUUAAAGGAAGAUAUUCUGAUAGUGAUUCAA
Monopterus albus (swamp eel) is the source of this 3271-nucleotide messenger RNA. RefSeq names its product myb-like protein X. The transcript is spliced from 3 exons. NCBI's taxonomy places the organism in Eukaryota, Metazoa, Chordata, Actinopteri, Synbranchiformes, Synbranchidae. Bases 1 to 3222 code for a protein of 1073 amino acids. The record is from RefSeq and is a predicted model, not a curated record.